Messenger RNA from Cephus cinctus (wheat stem sawfly), 6113 nucleotides. RefSeq names its product transmembrane protein 131 (gene Tmem131). The record is from RefSeq and is a predicted model, not a curated record. Lineage: Eukaryota; Metazoa; Arthropoda; Insecta; Hymenoptera; Cephidae. Gene Ontology annotation, cellular component: membrane. Bases 156 to 5555 code for a protein of 1799 amino acids. The transcript is spliced from 20 exons.
CGUGGGCUUCAGCGUGUCGACUGAUAGUGACAAGAGAGUCUCAUGUCUUAUUAUUAUCUCGUCAUCAAAGUCACAGCAACAUUAGUAACUAGUAUUUGCCCCAGAGGGGGAUAAAGCUAACAAGAAAUAAGAUCCCCUGAACAGUGUAUAUUAUUAUGCGCGAGACAAACGUGCGACGGUGCCUCUUAUUUUUGGCCUUUAUUCAUUUGGCUUAUCGUGUAAAUCCGACUUCCCACGGCCACAAUAAUGCAUUUGUGCAAGGUGACAAUGAUGUUCAAUACCUUUUGGAAAAUAUUCCAAUUUCCAUGCACAAGGGAUUCACCAAUUCAGUGGAUGGUACUGGGGACCCUAUAUUGGAAGAAAACUCGCAAGAUUCCUUGGCACAUAUUCAGUUUGAGCCAAAUAUUUUGGACUUUAAAGAAAGACAACUUGGUGUACCCCAUCAAGAAACCGUGACGCUAUUCAAUAGAGAUGAAAACAGAACAAUUCACCUUUCUGCCAUCUCUGGUAAUACACAGCACUUUCAUUCAUCCUUUUUUCAAGACAAGGUAAUCCCACCAUUGGGAAACACAUCAUUCAAUGUUGUCUUUCUUGGUCGGGAGGAAGGUGAAAUCGACAGUCAUCUUUUUAUUCACACGUCGGACGGUAUGCUCAAAUACCAGGUCAAAGGUAUCAGCAUCAGCAGUCCUUACAGAUUACGACCUGUAGUUGGUGUGAAAUUGCCAUUAAAUGCUUCUUUCACCCCUUUAAUUUAUAUGCACAAUCCUCAUGCCGAGGCUAUGCAGGUGGUUGAGAUAUAUAGCAGUGGUGGUGAGUUUCAAUUAGAAUUGCCAUCGGGUCAAUCGGAGGGACCCCGUGAGCUAUGGGAAAUUCCACCAUACCAAACAAAACCAGUUAUCCGAUUGCGUUUCAAUGCGUACACGGAAAAGAAUCACACGGCUUAUGUGAGAUUUAAGGUAAAUAAUAGCGCAGAAGUGCUCGUGGUGACUGUCGAGGUUGAGGUCAGUAGCGGGGCUGGUCUUCAUUGGGGUGGAAGUUCCGGUGUUGUAAACUUUGGUAUGGGUGGUUCUUUACAACCACCAAUUCAUUAUCCAAUAGCACUAAAAAAUUCUGCCAAAAAGUCUGUGAAAGUUUUGAAUGUAAUUAGUACGCCGGUUUCGAAAGCUUUGAAGAUUAAUUUCGAACCAGUCGUUAUACCUGGCGAUACUGAAAUACCAAUAUCUGUGGGAACUUUAGUGUAUGAUUGGAAGGCAGGUCUGGAUUUACAGCAUUUUAAAGGGAAACUGAUGAUAAAAGGCGUUGGUCCAGGGGGAUCGAGUCAAAAAUUAGCAAUUCCUUGGAUAGCUGAAGUACUUCCUGGAGGAUUAGAAGUGAAUACUUCGGUGACACAUUAUUGCUCGCCGUUUUCGAGUCAGCCCCGAAACUUCAGUGUUGUUAAUAAGUUUCGGCAGCCCUUGGCAAUCACAAAUGUUUCACUGUCAUCCGAAGCCAAAUCUCUCUUUACAAUCAAGAAUUUUAUACCAAGAGUUCUGAAACCAGGACAGAAAGUAAAUAUUUUUUCUCUACUCUUGACCAAUGAAAGAAAGUCAGAAAACCCAAAAUUGGAAUCCUCAAUUUUAAUUCAUUCUAAUGUGUCUACGACUGAAGUUCCUCUCUUGAGUUAUGACGGAAAAGUUCGGAAAAUAAUUCCCGGCGAAAGAGAGGCUGAUAAAGGAACAAUGAAUUUUGGAACUGUUGGCAGUGGUACAGAAAAUGAGGCAGUAUUCGCAUUAGAAAAUCAAAAUCCAAUUAACAUUGAGCUUCAUGGCUGGGGAGUAAAUAUGCCAGGAGCUGUUUUAGAAUUAAUGGGAUGUCAAAGUGGGCCGACCGAUUUAUUUAACAAAGGAUUCCGUAAUAUAACAGUAUGCAGUCAGACUGGCAAUCAAAAUAUCAAACCUGGGUACUUAGCUAUUUUUAAAAUCAAAGUAAAAACUCCAAAUGUUGAAGAGGAUACGAUUGUUGGUGAUGUUUUUGUGAGAACGACUUACGAGAGACUCACAGUACCAGUUUACAUGCGAGUUGCACAUGGACGAAUAUCAUUAAAGAAACUCACAUUCACCGAUUGUUUUCCUGGUGCCAUUUGCAUGCAGCAAGUAAAGGUGCAUUCAACAUUUACUAGGCCAAUGGAAGUUACUUUUAUAGCACCUGUGCAGAAAGAUGAUCGCAUUAAAUAUGUACCAUUGGAAGAGACGACAUUGCCUGUCAUUUCCAAAGGCGAAAAUCACGUUGGAUCGAUUGCUAUUGAUCCUUUGAUUACUUGUAAAAAUCAUUGCUACCUUGGAUUGUGCUUAAACACUAGUGCCGGCAGUCAAUGGCUGAAUACGAUAAAUCUUCCAUCGCACACAAGAGAUUCGGAUUUGAACUUAUUGAAUACUCGUUACUCGCGAUAUUUGAAUUCAACUGGCGGUGGCUCCUGGGACAAUAUCACCAUGAGAUUGGAUACGACUGAAGUUCGUGGACACAAGUUCUUCGUUAAUAUAAAACCAUACUGGCCAAGUUUAUUAGGAAAUUCAGGAAACUCAAAAAAUCGGAGUCUGGUUAUGUUCCCAUUAACUCAAGUUGGCAAUACGUCUUAUAAGAGUAUUAAAAUCCAUAAUCCCAGUUCCAAUUCUUUGCUCGUUCAACUUGUUAUGGAUUGGAGCUAUCCACAAGGAAUGAGAUUGUAUCAUUCCUUACCAAACAAAUUUAAACCAAUUUGUCUGGAAUGUCCUUCAACAAUUCCUAAUGAAUUUAAACUGGAAGAUAUCCCAGAGGAUAGAGAACUUUUUCAAAGGACUUGGAACACUUUUGCACCCGUGCAAUCGCUUCCGCUUUAUUUGAGUCCAAAUCAAUCGAAAACUGUCCGAAUUUCUUAUACUCCUUCUAUGGCAAGCUCAUCCUCGACUCUUUUAUACGUGAGGAAUAACAUGACGAUUUUGGAAGUUGUACGACUUGUGGGUCGCGGCGCCCAUGCUCAAUUUAAGUUUGGAAAUCGAAAGCCGGGCUCUACUACGCCUUUACUAUUCGAGCUUGCCGACAGGCACUUAAAAGAUUGUGAACGUGAGCGUUUACGUAGAAAUCCAGUGCCAAAUUUAACGGUAAAGCGAUCUUUCACAGCACGAAACACAGGAGAGCUAUCAAUUGACAUACACGGUUUCUACAUAAGCGGUUUACGCUGCGAAGGAUAUGGUUUUAAAGUACUCAAUUGUUCGCCGUUUAAAUUGAAUCCUAACGCAACGCGUAAGAUCGACAUAGCUUUUACACCGGAUUUUACGCUAUCGCGUAUCGAACGGGAACUGUUGAUUUUGACAAGCCUUGGAGAUGUCUCUGAGGAUGUUAAUGAGAACGGUGUCGCUAGAUUAACAUUACUUACAACCGUUCCUUCUCACUUUCUGGAAUCCUGUGCUGGUGUUCUUGUACGACCCUCGUGGGAAAGAGCGAUCCAUUGGGCGGCCAUAACUUUAGCUGCUAUAUUACUUACUUGUAUCCUUGCUGUAUCCUUUUUGGAGGCCGACAGGAUACUUCGUGGUACCUUGGCUAACUUAGCUAGGGCAAGUCCGGUGCAGCCUCCUCUAGAUUUAAGACUCCUUGCAAAGGAAAAGGAUGAGAGAACACGUUCUGCAUCGGCUCCAUGUAAAAAGGAUGAUCACUUAGAUUGGAGUAUUAUGAAUGUCAAGAAAAAGGAUAAGGAAAAGGAUUCGAAAGGAAUAAAAAUUCCUGAUUGGACACCGGAAGAAGAACGACGAUUCAGAAUGGACACGGAAAACAAAGAACCUUCUUUUAAAAAGGAUGAGGACUCUGCUAGCAAUGGGAGUAAAAAGAAGAAUGGCAAGAGACAGAGUUCAGGGCAAGAUCAUGAGAAUUUUGAAGGGCUGGUAGUUCAAGAUAAUUUAAUAUCAUGUACGGUCGAGAAAAAACCAUUGAAUACUUUAAAAAGUAGUCCUACGAGUAAUCGGAGAAGCCAACAAAAUUCGAAGAGCAAUUCUACGAAGGAGGAAUCUAAACCUGUGGAUGAAGAAGUGGUAGUGGAUACUAUCAGUUCAAAUUUCAUAAACCCUGUCCGGGAAAAUAAAAUGGAGAAUAAAAGAAAACAAACAACUUCAAAUGGUAAUUCUCAUGUACCUUAUAAAAAAUUUGAUACAAAUCCUAGUCAGAAAAUUGUACAAUUCUCUGAAGAAGAAACAUCUUCAACGACUACAGAGAGUUCAACUCACGACGAUCCAGUUCCGUUCAAGGACUGUGAACGAAGUUAUUCAAAACCUGAAAAGAUUCAACGUAAGCCAAUGAUUAAGAAAACAAAACAGCAAAAUAUUCAGGUUGUUCCGUCGAUAGACUAUCGUGAUAAUUACGAGGGUGAUUGUGACGACGAUGACUACGACAAGGAAAGGCACGAGAAUCCCAAUCGUUGGAAAACAAACACAAAUCGCACCACCACAAAACAUCAUCACCAUCAAUCUCGUUGUAACGCAGAACUCUCAUUUAAGUUACCAAGACAAAUAAAGAAUCCACCGAGAAAAGAGAAGGCUUCACAGAAGAGACGGGCUACGGAAAAAACACACUCGAAAACACUUGGUCUUAAUGGAAAUUUAAGUCAACGAGAUGAAAUGAGACAGCCACAGCCGACGUUACCGUCACCAUUGCCGCCACCACCUUCGUGCUGGAAUGAAAACCGUGCAAAGUUCAGUGACGUUGUGGCACGUAACCCGGAGGCGAUAUCACCGACUUUUUCAGGGUUAAAUAAACCCUUACCUACGAGACCGAUUAGUCAUGACAUUACUGGAGAAUUUUCUACAGAGGCAAAUGUCACGGGUGAUUGUCUUGCUCGACCUUCUGCAAGAGAAUUAAUUCAACCUAAUGUUAAAACACUUUUGGGACACCACUCUCAGGAUAAAUUGGAAAAACAGGAUGGCUUAUUUGCACAAAGUAAUCCACAUGCGAACAGUUACUUCAUCAACACUUUCAAUGAGCCACCGUUACAGUUUGAACCAAAAUUGGUACCUUUUACCGAUUUACCGGAACAUAAUGGCAAUCUAGUAGAUACUAAUGCUACACUGGUGCAACAACUUCCAAGAAAUAAAUUAUGGAAUAAUGACAGUCUGUCAAUGAAUAUAUUACCAGAUAAAACUAACAAUGCGUUCGACAUCGAUUCCUCAAAUACCGCCGAUCAGAUAACUAAUUUUCUGGAUGCUCUAAAUGGUUUGUCCUCCUUGACUUCGAUAGAUAUAUCCAGUAGUGUUGAUAAUCCGGCGUCCUUAGAUAAUUGGGUUACUGUCGAAACCAACUGGGAACCACUCUAUACGAGAGGUGCCGUCGGCGAGGAACGUUCUGGUGCAUGGGGAGUAAAUACAGGUGGUGUGUGGGCUGCUGCACCUUGGGGUGCACCAACACCACCAUCGAGUGAAUUACAACCCUCAACAGCACUGCAGCAGACCGAAACUGAUGUUCAGGAACGAUCAGGAUUCGAUCCCUUUCGAUCUCUCAGUACAAUAUGGACACCCUCGUCAACGGACUCCUGGAAACCGAAAGAAGGGGACUAGUGAUCACUUCAUCAGAGCAGUUCCGAUUUUUAAUCGAGAUUAAAACACCCGAAGCUAUAUUGAUGUAAAAAUCAUAUAGAUCUGUUCAUGUUAAUUCUCAUGCUGUUUACCACACAUUAACUAAUUUUUUUAAUGAUUCUAAUUAAUUUUCAACCAGUCCCGCUUAUCGGAAAUAAUUCGAAAUUGAUGAUGGAUUAAUUACAUGAAACGAUCGCGAGGAUAAUUGCGUUAAUAUUGUACAGAUUUUUUUAGAAAACGUUACUUAAAAUGUUGUCGGAAAGACUUUUUGAAUCAAUGUAACCGACUGUUAAUUAUUUUUGGAAUAAUAAUUCGGAUCCUGUAUUUUGUACUUUGAAGUGGCUUGAAUCACUCGAAAUUUGCAUGUCUGCUCAUCUAAGUGACAUGCAUUCUCAUGACUUUCAGCUGUUUCAUACUUCUGAUCACCGAAUCGAAUUAAGAAUAAUUUGUACAAAGGGCACGGCAAACAUUCAGCUGUACCUACUUUGUAAGACUGCUAAUUGUUGUGUUUGAAUAAAGAAAGCUGUAAAGCAAUACCAA